Messenger RNA from Cetraspora pellucida, 228 nucleotides. Lineage: Eukaryota; Fungi; Glomeromycota; Glomeromycetes; Diversisporales; Gigasporaceae. The record is from the annotation of a GenBank genome assembly.
AUGGGAUUGGAAGACUUGAGAUAUUCAGAGAGUAAAGCUUCACGUUUAGAAGAUUAUCAUACUUAUUUAAAUAAGCCUCUCCGUUAUACGAUUAUAAGUUUUGAUGUAACUGCUAUUAUAAUGUUAAUCACGCUUUUUGGAAUUGUUUAUGGUGAAAUAUAUAAACGGCACAGUGCAAUUGCAGAAGAAAUUACUACUUCAAUUAAUUAUUCAUCUAACAAUGGUUAA